AUGACUAAACUAGAAUAUGUAAGCUCUUCUCUCGGCCCAAGCCCAGACUUGGGUGAUCUUGACGACACUCUUCACGAGAACGAGUGGUACCGUCAGGACUUUGGCGAUUUUACGAUAUCCGAAGCGCCCAUCUAUGACAAACGCCCCAUCCGCGUCAUCUGCGUUGGUGCUGGAGCCACUGGGCUGCAGCUUGCAUACAAGGCUGAGCGACUGUUGGAGAAUAUUACAAUCCAGAUCUACGACAAGAACAAGGAUAUUGGUGGCACGUGGCUUGAGAACAGAUAUCCAGGCUGUACAUGCGAUAUUCCAAGCCACAGCUACCAAUUCACGUGGGCCAAAAACCCAUGCUGGUCUCAUUUUUACUCGGGCAGUGCCGAGAUCUGGCAGUACUUCAAAGACGUCGCUACUAAGUACAACUUGGAGCGAUACGUCAAGUUGGAGCACCAGGUCUUGACAGCCAAAUGGACCGAGGAGCAGGGUGUCUGGGAACUCACUAUAAAAUCUCCCACAGGAGCUAUCAUUGAGGACAAAUGCGAGAUCCUAGUCAACGGCACGGGUGUUCUCAAUAACUGGAAGUAUCCCAGCAUUCCGGGUCUCUCUUCAUUCAAAGGAAAGCUGAUGCAUAGCUCAAAUUGGGAUUCUGACUAUGACCUUACCGGCAAGACUGUCGCAGUGCUCGGGGGCGGUUCUUCUGCCAUUCAAGUCAUUCCAAACAUUCAACCAGUUGUUAAGAAAUUGAUUCCCUUCCUACGGUCGCCUGUGUGGGUCACCACUGGCUUCGGCGCCCGAUAUGCUGGUCCUGGAGGAAGCAAUUAUGAAUAUUCUGCCGAGCAGAUCCAGUCUUUCAAGGACGAUCCAAAACUCUAUGAUAAGUAUUGUCGGAGUGUCGAAGGAGAGCUUAACAAGAGAUUCACGCUGAAUCACCUCCACAGCAUGGACCAGAAGCGAUCACGAGAGUUUGUGGAGAAUAUGAUGAAAGAGCAGCUCGGUCAUAACGAGAAACUCUCGGGGCAUCUCAUCCCUGAAUUCGCCCUCGGCUGUCGACGCAUGACUCCCGGUUCUGGAUAUCUCCAAAGUCUUAUCAAGGGUAACGUCGACGUUGUGACUUCAGGUGCUGUCAAGUUCACAGAGAAUGGAGUUGUUGAUGAAGCCGGAAAUGAGCAUACCGUCGAUGUCAUCAUCUGCUCUACAGGAUUCGAUACUUCUUUUGCUCCUCCCUAUGAGUGUAUCGGCCGAAAUGGGCGAAAUCUGAGGGAGAAGUUUGCUGAUUUCCCUAGAGGUUACUUUUCUACUACUGUGGAUGAGUUCCCCAACUUAUUCCGUAAGUUUCCACGUACGUUACCGCCUCCAGGUGUUAAUAAAUACGCCACAGUCUUCAUUGGGCCCAAUGGCCCGGCCAGUCAUUCGUCACUGUUACCCAUCUUGGAGUGGCAUACUCGCUAUCUAUUCAAGAUGAUCAACAAACUCCAGCGCGAGAACAUCAAGUGUUUCGACCCCAAGCCCGAAUGUGUCGAAGAGUUUGCCCAAUAUACCCAUACCAUGAUGAAACGUCUAGUCUGGUCCUCCGCUUGUCGAUCAUGGUUCAAGAACGGCAAAGCUCACGGCCCUGUCACGGCAAUCUGGCCAGGGAGUCGGCUGCAUUACUUUGAAUCAUUGGACGAACCGAGAUUUGAGGACUACUUUAUUACAUACAGGUCGAAGAAUCGCUACCAGUAUCUCGGCAAUGGCUAUACACAAGAGGAGAUCAAGUCAGAUGGAAAUCCUGUGUGGUACUUUGACGACCCAUUCUGCAAAGUCUAG
This is a messenger RNA of Talaromyces rugulosus, 1800 nucleotides long. RefSeq lists its product as uncharacterized. The transcript has 6 exons. Bases 1 to 1800 code for a protein of 599 amino acids. The record is from RefSeq and is a predicted model, not a curated record. Gene Ontology annotation, molecular function: NADP binding; N,N-dimethylaniline monooxygenase activity; flavin adenine dinucleotide binding. Lineage: Eukaryota; Fungi; Ascomycota; Eurotiomycetes; Eurotiales; Trichocomaceae.